This is a messenger RNA of Teleopsis dalmanni, 1440 nucleotides long. RefSeq lists its product as uncharacterized. Gene Ontology annotation, biological process: mitotic spindle assembly checkpoint signaling. The coding region runs from base 1 to 1440 and encodes 479 amino acids. The record is from RefSeq and is a predicted model, not a curated record. NCBI's taxonomy places the organism in Eukaryota, Metazoa, Arthropoda, Insecta, Diptera, Diopsidae. The transcript has 2 exons.
AUGGGACUAAUGCAAGAAGAAGAACAGGAGCUUAUAAGAGAAAAAGAAAGCUGGCAAAAGCAAAUAGAUAUAAUACAAAACUAUUAUAUAAGGUUGCGAAUUGAACAUAAUGUACACUCUGAAGAACUGUUUAUAGAAAAAGAUGAUAUUGAAGAGUGGCAUCGUGAAUACGAAGUUAAAUUACUAAAUAAAAUAAAAAAGCUUGCUGUAACAAAAAGGUCACUUAAAUUAGUAGAGAUCAAGAUUCCAUUAUUUAACGGCAAUGUUGAAGAAUGGCAAUCAUUCAAGGAAUUGUAUGAAAAAAUAGUACACGAAAACACUGAUGUAUCUAAGUCCCUAAUUGACAAGAUAUUAGAUCAACCACAAAUAUACAGCAGUAACGCAUUCAGCGUAAAAUCGUUAUGGCAUACAACAAACGAAUGUAUACAAGCAUUAUCAGCUAUGAACAUUGGAAUCGAAUACGCAGAUUCCGUCAUAGCACGUAUAAUAAUGCGCAAAAUGGACAAGGAAGGACUGCUUGCGUAUGAACAAAUAACAAGAAAAACGAAAGAGAUACAAGCGCUAGACGAUGUUUUACAAUUCCUAGAACAGCUAUAUCGAAGUUUAGAAGCAGCCAAUAGCAGAAAACAACAUAAUAAUUACAGCAGCUACAGACAGCCAUCGCAAAAGAUAUCCCUCCUGACAGAAAGUAUCAUCUGUCUGUAUUGUAAUAAAGGAGGACAUGCAACAGACAAUUGCCGAAAUUUUUUAGCUCUAUCAGUAGCUGACCGAAAUUUAUGGGUAAGGUCAUCGAGAACUUGCUUUAAAUGUUUAAAGCACCCGUUUACGAAUAAAACGAUAUGUGAAAAUAAAAAAUCCUGUAUUAAAUGUGGGCGAGCACAUCAUACAACGCUGCAUAAAGAUUCGGUAAUGGCAAAUUGCGUAAAUGCAGCAAAAGAUGUGUUAUUGGCAACAGCGCAAGCACGUAUAAAAAAUCAACAGGGAGAGUGUGUGACACUAAAGGCAUUAAUUGAUCAAGGAUCUCAGACAACAUUCAUUAUCGAAGAAGCUGCUCAGAUAUUACAAAAGCCACGAGUUAAAAUCAAUACAGAAUUAUAUGGAAUUGGAAAAGUAUUAGUGGGUGUUGCAAAAUCAAAAAUAAAAGAUUUGGAAAGUCAAAUCGCUUCAUAUGAGGAUUGGAAAGAUAUAACGAAGAAUAACCAGGCACGCCUAUCAAGCUUUUCUGAUAUUGAAAAUGAAGUAGAGUUCUUGCGUGACAAAAACAAAAAUUUGAAUGAACUGAUAGGUGAUAAGCUAUUGCUGGAAGAACAAGUCUAUGGUUUGAAAACGCAACUCAAAAUUGAAGAUCCUGAAGACACACUCAGUAAAGGCGUUAAAAUCGAAGCUGAAGCACCUGGAGAAAUAUUCAAUGAGAAUAUUAAUAAUAAAAAUUACAACUAA